AUGGGUAAAGCUCCUGCCGGCUUUGGCAUGUCACCACCCACUCCUGCACAGAACGUGCGACAUUCUUCACGUCGAAGCCUUGAUCCUGACCAGCCUUCCAAUAAGCGUCCACGACUUGUAUUCACAGACAUUCAAAAGCGAACCCUGCAGGCAAUAUUCAAAGAAACGCAACGUCCUUCGCGUGAAAUGCAGCAAACUAUUGCUGAACACCUUCGUUUGGAUUUGUCCACCGUCGCAAACUUUUUCAUGAACGCUCGUCGACGAAGUAGGAUUGGUCCAAACAGUGACGAACCGCAACCUUACCAGCAGGUACGCCCUAUAUCUCCUCCACCAGAUUCUCCUCCAUCAGGAGCUGCUGGUGCUGGACCCAUAACAAACGGUCCACCAAUUGCGCAUCCACGUAAUCGACGUCAACCUGCAAGCAUGCAGCAUGUCGAAGCCACAGUUAGCAGCGUGGCGGAAUCUGCCAUACAGUAUAGUCGUGAGCAGGCUGCUCACGACGCUGCUGCCAUGCGUACCGGUCCCAUAGACGAGGAAGGUUACAAGGUAGCUCAGGAGGCCGCUGCUUUGCGAAGCAAUUCCAUCGAUGAGGAGGCCUAUAAGGUUGCCCAUGAUGGUGUGGCAAUACGACCGAAUUCCAUCGACGAAGAGAGUUACAAGAUGUAUAAAAUGAAUGACCCGUUGGCUGACGAAACAGGCAUAUCAAUCGUUGGCGCGAAUGUUCAUGACCUUUACAAUAAUGGCAGUGACACAAAUGUUGAGUCAUUGACUUCCACCAGUACGUCUCCGGUGAACGCUGUGGAACAGCGAGGUGUGGUAAAGAAGGAGAACGACGGCCUAGCCGAAGAAGCAACUGCGCAAUGA
Molecule: messenger RNA, 864 nt
Organism: Cylicostephanus goldi
Lineage: Eukaryota; Metazoa; Nematoda; Chromadorea; Rhabditida; Strongylidae
Source: the annotation of a GenBank genome assembly